Ectocarpus sp. CCAP 1310/34 is the source of this 1752-nucleotide messenger RNA. Lineage: Eukaryota; Phaeophyceae; Ectocarpales; Ectocarpaceae. The record is from the annotation of a GenBank genome assembly.
AGAUAAACUCGCAGCAGUAUCUGGUCGUGAGGAUCCCAGGGGGACACGUGUUGGGAAUUUCGUGUGUUGAAGGGUACCACCGGCGUAGUCACGGGGACCCUUUGGGCGUGGUCGGUGCGAUGAUGAGGAAGGCUUGCGUGCGUGCUGCGCACUUCUUCUUCCCUCUCUCUCCACCACCACCACCGUCUCUCUCCAAUCAAGUUUCCUUCUCCCACUCUCUCUCCAUCUCUCUCUCAACCUCUCUCUCUCGGCCUAACACGGCCGACUACCCAGUGCCCCAAAGCAACGUCCAGAACGUGCUUGCUGCACCCCGCGUAGUUUACCCUUUACACUAGUGCGACGAUAUCACGGUAUCUGCGCGCGGGCGUAGCCUUCCGGGGGUUGGUUGUGCAGUCACGCGCAAUAGGUAGACUCCCAUAACAACAUAAAUCAUGGAGGGCAUCGACCUCUCCGCCCUUAGCGAGCAAGAACUACAGCAAAAAGUGGAGGAGAUCGUCCAGCAACGAGUACAAGCCGAACUUGAAGCAAACAGGAUCAACGAGGGUGAAGUCACCUACGCCCAACCACCAUCAGCCGGCAACCCAGUCCCACCUACCGGUAGCCAGCCAUCACCCUCCAGCCAGGAUUCUGGAGCAAGCAACAGCUUCACCAACAGCGACUUGCACAUGUACGACUUGCAGGAGAUCCCCUCGAAUAGGCAGUAUGUCAUUGUAGGAGAUGGUCGUCUGCUGAAGGUGAAAGCAAUCGGUAGCAUCAACCUCAGCGUUUUCCAGGAGGGUGAUAACGGUGUGCCAACGACGAUGGAGAGAUGUGACAAGUUUGGCGCCGACCUUGACAAGUCCGUGCCAGUGAAGAACCUGGGAGAGUUGAGAUGGUAUUCUGGGUGCUUUUACGAGAGGAACAAGGAGACCGGUAGGUUGACGAUUUCUCAGCAGACUUUCACGGAUGAGCUAGCAGCAGACUAUGGAGUAGUGGGAGGUAAGAGCGUUCCGAUGUCUUCGGGGGUGAAGCUUUCUGAUUUUGAUGCGGAUGAGGUGACGACAGACUUUCCGUUUCAUGAGCUGGUAGGAUCGUUAAUGUGGCUGGCGACUCAGACUAGGCCAGACAUUGCGAAUGCAGUAAGGACAGUAGCUAGGUAUUGCGCAUCUCCGAAGCUGGUACCCUGGAAUGCAGCGAUGGAUAUUUUAGGCUAUGCGAGGAGGACGAGUCAAUUUGGUAUUUCGUUUCAGAGAGGUACGGUGGAGGGAUUAAGCUUGCAGGGGUACGCUGAUGCGGACUUUGCAACCAAGGCAGCAGACCGUAGGUCGGUAUCAGGGGGGAUCGUGACGUGUGGAGGAGGCGCUGUGUCUUGGUUUUCCAGAACGCAGAAGUGUGUCACGCUUUCGACCACAGAAGCAGAGUACGUCGCCCUAGGUGACGUAGUGAAGGAGAUUUUGUUUUUGAGGCAGUUUUGGCGUUUCAUGUUGCCGCAGGUCGGCAUGCCGUGCAUCCCCAUCUUCGAGGACAACCAGGGGGCGAUUCAACUAGCGCAGAACCCUAUCUCAAACUCGAACUCGAAGCACGUAGAUGUAAGGCACCAUCUUGUCAGGGAACUGGUAGAGAGGAAGGAAAUUUCGGUUAUCCACGUGCCGCGCCGUUACCAGCGUGCAGACUUUCUUACGAAGAGUUUGCCGAAGGAUGCUUUCGAAUCUCACCGUGAAUUUGUGAUGAAUUUGGCAUGAACAUUUUGUUGUUCAGUGACGACCUAGGGCC